Messenger RNA from Amoebophrya sp. A120, 1408 nucleotides. Lineage: Eukaryota; Dinophyceae; Syndiniales; Amoebophryaceae. The record is from the annotation of a GenBank genome assembly.
ACGUCUACGACGUGACCACCUACUGGAAAUGCUUCCUGGCUGCCAUGCUUUAUCCUAAGAAAUCAGUUGAUGUGUCGUCGCUUUCCAGGUUGGUAUAUUCAUCGCGUCGGAACGGACACAAGAUUGAAAUACAUGCUGGCACUACUUGUUUCGCAUCUACUUACUCCUCCUAAAAAGUCGUAUUUUACUGUCGUGCCGCAUUGGCAACUCAUAGAUUCAAUCAUUUGUUGAAGGCAGAGGUACCAUCCCUAUCCUCCAGUCCGUUUCGUGAGGCAGUUCUGUGGGCCUGGACAGCGAAAUAGAAAUUUUCUUUGAAACUCGUUCGACUUACAUUCGGUACCUGCUUUGCUUCGCGACGGACGAGAAUCCGAAACCCUACUUGUCUUCCGAUCUCAGCCUGUAUGAGGGCACCUUCCAAGUCAGCAGCGUGGCUUCGGCGGGCACCGACGGACCGGCUACUUCCGCAUCCGUUUUUCCGGGCAGAGCGCAAGAAACCGCGAGCAGUGACCAAGAAGGUCACAGUACUUCUGCCACGGUAGCAAGUCGAAACCUGUUUGCCACGGUGGGCGGCUGGGUGUUUUACUUGGGGGUCGUGCAGAUCGUUAUUGGUGCGGUUUGCGGCUUCCUAAGCGGGGUCUUCAUUUUGCUACACCGAGCGCUGGUGCAGUAUUUCAUGAAGCCGUACAUUCUCCAGGGAGGCGGUUCGCGCAAGCGGCGGGAGCGCAAGUCGGCGGGGAAAAGGAUCAUAGAAUAUGUAAGCCGCACAUACGACAGGCUGACAACAGGCGCCAGGCUAUCCACCCCGAGCGACACGAAAAAAUCGCAAAUUAUGGGCGGCGAUGUUGCAGAGAAGAACGAACGCAACGAAGAACGAGAAGAUGCUGCCGCUCCCACGAAACAAAAGCAGCACGAUGCUGGGAACAACUACGUUUCCGCCGAUACUUUCAGUGUCAACGUGCCCGACGAAGUAGAUGCGGAUGCGAAGUCCAGAGCUCAUGAUGGCGAAGGAGCAGGCGCCACAAAAACAUUCGCCGCCGCACGCCCGCCCUCUCUCCUGCGGCAACGCAUCUCAGGGCAUUUGGCUGAGUUGCAGCAGGACAAGCGCUCGACGACACGGACCACCGUCUCUGCUGAUCGAGCAGGCUUCGGUGAGGACCGAGAGGCCCACACUCCCGGAGACGCGAGGGCCCGCACCAUAGGCGUCGCGAUUGGACAGGAGCACCAGGAUCUCGAACACCAGCACCACCUCGACUCCGAUCCCGAGUACACGUCCGAAGCGGUGUCUACUUCCUCCUCGUCGGGAGACGACCGGCACCCGCAGCGGGAUCGCUUUCGGCACUCCGGCAAAGUGGUUCUUGCGAGACUGUUGAAACGCAAUUUGCAGAAGCACGCCGACGACCAUGACGGU